Messenger RNA from Leopardus geoffroyi (Geoffroy's cat), 1662 nucleotides. It is a transcript of the gene SPACA4, whose product is annotated as sperm acrosome associated 4. The coding region runs from base 1175 to 1555 and encodes 126 amino acids. The record is from RefSeq and is a predicted model, not a curated record. The transcript has a single exon. NCBI's taxonomy places the organism in Eukaryota, Metazoa, Chordata, Mammalia, Carnivora, Felidae.
CCAGUCCCCACCUGGUCCCAGGGCAGGCUGUGUGACCUCAGGCAAAUCCUGCAACCUCUCUGGCCUCGACAUCCCCCUCCGUAGAAUGGGAACGACCCACGUACCUACCCAGAGGGCUGACGUGACCGCUAGGUGAGUUAAGACACUUAAAUUUAUCUUAAGGGACUCUGCCCCCUCCCCAACCAAGGCUGCAUCAGUGCCUCAGUUUCCCCGUCCGGAAAGAGAUGGGAUGUGUUUUCGGACUCCACAAGUCCUGUUGUCGGGCUCGGCUGCUUCCCAUAUAACGACCGCCAUUUGUCAAGCACUUGCUGUGUGGCCGGUCCGUGCCUCUGUCUGCUCGUCUGUCAUACGGAGCUCGAAUGUAGGGAGACUGGAACGAGGGAACAGGGAGUUGAGCCCCGGGCACGGUGGCCAGCACUAAAAGCCUGCUGGCUGUGGUCAGCGGUGUCCCCAUCGCCCCUGCUGGCACGAUGGUGGCGUUUAAAGCAUCUGGCUCAGGCCUUGGCGCAUAGCAGGUGCUCAGUAAAUGCCCUCUUUGGAAUCACACGAACCUGGGCUGCAAUCCUGGCCCAGGGGACCUUGGACACGUCGCUUUCCCUUCCUGAGCCUUGGUUUGCCCAUCUGGAAAAUGGGCUCACUGCAGGCUGUGUCUCGUGCGCCUCAGCGGGCACAGCACCCAGCGCCCAGAGAGCGACGACUCAGCCCCCAGGAUGGCGAGCGUGGGUCCGAUCGUCCUUACCUUGGCAGGGUGGCAGUGCCCUCCCUCGCUCUCUGGCAGGUCAGGGGGCCGUCCUGCCCUCCGAUUGUGACACCCCUCCCCCCACCUGUGACCUCACCCCUGGAGCGGCCAGUGGGAACCCUGAGGCGUCUGUGAGGUCACCCCAUUCCGCUGCACAGAGACGCCCGUCGGAUCGCGCCCGCUGGCUUGUCUCCGUCCCGGGGAUCUUCUGAGACCCAAGCGCUCGAGAGCCGCGGUCACGACAGAGCUCCUGAGACGGACACGGAGCAUUGGGAACCGAGGACACUCCAAGUGCUGACCCCGGGAGGCCAGCCCAGGGGCGAAAGUCGCGGCGGGGGGGGGGGGGGGGGGGACUCGAGAUCCUCAUUCAGCAGUUCCAGGAGGCCCAGGAAGCCCACGGCCUGGCUUGGGCACCGUCACCGCCGCCAGGCCACCAUGGUCCCCAGCUGGCUGCUGCUUCUGGCGAUGGCUCUGCCCCCAGGUGCCACGGGCGCCAAGGACUGUGUGUUCUGUGAGCUGACCGACUCCACGCACUGCCCCGGGACCCACAUGCGCUGUGGCGAAGACGAGGACUGUUUCACGGGCCAGGGGGUGGCCCCGGGGCUCGGCCUCCUCAUCAACAAAGGCUGCGUGCAGUCCACUUCCUGCGGCCACGAGGAGCCCGUCACCUACAUGGGCGUCACCUACGCCCUCACCACCACCUGCUGCUCCGGCCACAUGUGUAACAGGGCCCCCGGUCCCGAAAGCGGCCAGCUGGAAGGGGUCACCGCCGCCGGCCUGGCGCUGGGCCUGCUGCUGUUCCCACAUUUGCUGUGACCGACCUGAAGGGCAGGGCCUGGGACUGGUCUCCCGGCCUCGCUGCUCCCCGAGCCUCCUGCCUCCACCCCUCCCCCUCAUUAAAUGGCCAGAGGCCCUGGACAACC